UGUACCAGCUCCCGCCGGGAUGUCGUCACCUCCGGUACAUGCUGGCCCAUAGGAAGUGUAUGUCUCAUUCCCCAUGGCAUGUUGUCUCUCCCUCCCAGUCCCCAUGCCCAUGGCCGGUAGCAGCAGCCCACCACCGCCGGCACCGAGCUGUGGCUGUAAGGGGAUCCGCUCCUGCCUGCAGUGCGAGUCUCCGGGCCGGGCUCUGCCCAGGGGGGCACACCAGACCAAGUCAUUUAUAUAUAUCCCAGAGCACGGCAUAGCUCAGGGAAUACAGAACACACAUUCAGAUGGGUGGUGGUUUCCCUUCCCUGGUGUGGGUCUGAUAGAAGAUUUUGUGACAGAAGAUGAGGAAAAAGAGAUGGUACAUGCCAUGGACCAGGACGAAUGGAGAAUUUCACAGUCCGGGAGAAGGAAACAGGAUUUUGGUCCAAAGGUAAACUUUAAGAAACAGAAAAUAAAGGUUGGCAACUUCACCGGCCUUCCUAGUUUCAGCAGAGUUCUCUGGGAAAGGAUGAAGAAUCACACUGUCCUUCAAGGGUUCUGGCCAGUUGAGCAGUGUAAUCUGGAUUACAAUUCAGAUAGAGGAUCCGCUAUUGACCCCCACUAUGACGACUCUUGGCUUUGGGGUGAAAGACUAGUCAGCUUAAAUCUUCUUUCAAGUACUUUGCUCACUAUGACCAGUUCCUCGGCAGAUAGUCUGCAGCUGAUCUCUACUUCAGAUUGCUGUGACCCAAGUGGAAUACUUACUCACAAUGUUAAUGAUUUCAGUUCUGUAAAUAAUGCACAGCCUGGCUUCGAGGACUACACAGCGCACAUCAAACCAAAGACUACCUCAGUUCCACAUAGUGAUGUGGAAGUAGCCAUAUGUUUACCAAGAAGGUCCCUAGUGGUUUUAUAUGGAGAUGCGCGUCACUGCUGGAAGCAUGCUAUACAUCGUGAACACAUCCAGCAACGCAGAGUUUGCAGCACAUUCAGGGAACUGGCCGCAGAGUUCAGUACAGGUGGCGAGGAGGAGAAGCUAGGACAGAUGCUGCUGGAUAUAGCGCUGGGCUUCCAGGGAAAAUCAGUUUAGUGCUAGGUUCAAUCCCGAAAAUAUAUAUAUUUUUUUAUAUAUUUAUAUAUACACUGCUCAAAAAAAUAAAGGGAACACUAAA
This is a messenger RNA of Pseudophryne corroboree (corroboree frog), 1154 nucleotides long. Its product is annotated as alpha-ketoglutarate-dependent dioxygenase alkB homolog 4-like. Gene Ontology annotation, biological process: protein demethylation; actomyosin structure organization. The coding region runs from base 74 to 1072 and encodes 332 amino acids. The transcript is spliced from 3 exons. NCBI's taxonomy places the organism in Eukaryota, Metazoa, Chordata, Amphibia, Anura, Myobatrachidae. Gene Ontology annotation, cellular component: midbody; contractile ring. Gene Ontology annotation, molecular function: demethylase activity; actin binding; oxidoreductase activity. The record is from RefSeq and is a predicted model, not a curated record.